GCUGAAGCGGCGGCGGUAGCGGCGGUGGCCCGGCGGGGGGCGGCGAGUGGCCCGCGCGACACGCGCCGGCCCGGACCUUAUGCGGUGACUCGCGCGGCGCAGGCGCCUCCUGCCCCGCCGGCGGGGCUCGGGUUUCCCGCGGCGGGAUGUUCUCCCGAAGGAGCCACGGGGAUGUGAAGAAGUCCACCCAGAAGGUGCUGGACCCCAAGAAGGACGUGCUGACCCGCCUGAAGCACCUGCGGGCGCUGCUGGAUAAUGUGGAUGCAAGUGAUCUUAAGCAGUUUUUUGAGACCAACUAUUCUCAGAUAUAUUUCAUCUUCUAUGAAAAUUUUAUAACACUGGAAAAUAGUUUGAAAUUAAAAGGGAAUAAUAAGUCACAAAGGGAGGAGCUGGACUCCAUCCUCUUUCUUUUUGAAAAAAUACUGCAGUUUCUACCUGAACGAAUUUUCUUUCGAUGGCAUUACCAGAGUAUAGGCUCAACUUUAAAGAAGCUUCUACACACUGGAAAUUCUAUUAAGAUAAGAUGUGAAGGGAUCAGGCUGUUUCUUCUGUGGCUUCAAGCACUUCAGACAAACUGUGCAGAAGAGCAGGUGCUGAUUUUUGCUUGCCUUGUGCCUGGUUUCCCAGCAAUCAUGUCAUCCAGAGGGCCCUGUACGCUGGAGACACUCAUCAGUCCUAGCCCUAGUGGAGCUGAUGCAAAGGUAUAUCCAGAAGAAAUCACUCCACUCCUACCAGCCAUAUCGGGGGAAAAGAUUGCUGAGGACCAAACAUGCUUUUUUCUUCAAAUACUAUUGAAAUAUAUGGUUAUUCAGGCUGCAAGCUUGGAGUGGAAGAAUAAGGAGAAUCAAGAUACUGGUUUUAAAUUUCUUUUUACAUUGUUUCGAAAGUAUUAUCUUCCUCAUUUAUUUCCAUCAUUUACUAAGUUAACAAACAUCUACAAACCUGUACUUGACAUCCCCCAUUUGAGACCAAAGCCAGUGUACAUUACUACGACUCGAGACAAUGAAAACAUUUACAGUACAAAAAUUCCAUACAUGGCAGCUCGCGUUGUUUUUAUUAAGUGGAUUGUCACUUUCUUUUUGGAAAAAAAGUAUUUAACUACAACACAAAACACUAAAAAUGGAGUUGAUGUGUUGCCCAAAAUCAUACAGACUGUUGGUGGUGGUGCGGGGCAAGAGAGAGCACCGGAGCUGGAUGGCGGUGGGCCCACAGAGCAGGACAGAAACCAUUCCAACAGCAGCACCUUGUCUGACCGAAGACUCAGCAACUCCAGCCUUUGUAGCAUUGAAGAAGAGCACCGCACAGUGUAUGAAAUGGUACAGCGGAUUCUCUUGUCGACACGAGGUUAUGUCAACUUUGUGAACGAAGUCUUUCGCCAGGCAUUCUUGUUGCCUUCCUGUGACAUAGCUGUAACAAGGAAGGUAGUUCAAGUGUACCGAAAGUGGAUCCUCCAGGACAAACCUGUGUUCAUGGAAGAACCAGAUAAAAAAGACGUUGCCCAAGAAGAUGCUGAGAAACUAGGAUUUUUAGAGACUGACAGCAAAGAGACCUCGUCGGAAAGUUCCCAUCAUAAGCGCUCUUCCAGUUGGGGACGCACAUACUCCUUCACGAGUGCAGUGAGCAGAGGCUGUGUGACAGAAGAGGAAAAUAAGAACGUGAAAGCCGGGGCCCAGGCUAUGCUGCAGGUAUUUUUGACAAAUGCUGCAAAUGUCUUUUUGCUGGAACCAUGUGCUGAGGUUCCCAUGCUCUUGAAAGAACAAGUCGAUGCCUGUAAAGCUGUUUUGAUUAUUUUUAGGCGUAUGAUAAUGGAGCUUACAAUGAAUAAAAAGACAUGGGAACAGAUGUUGCAAAUACUACUCAGGAUAACAGAAGCUGUCAUGCAGAAGCCAAAGGAUAAACAAAUAAAGGACUUGUUUGCCCAGAGCUUGGCAGGGUUACUGUUUAGGACGCUCAUGGUGGCGUGGAUCCGAGCAAACCUCUGUGUAUACAUUUCUCGAGAGCUCUGGGAUGACUUUCUUGGCGUGCUGUCCUCCCUCACGGAAUGGGAGGAGCUCAUAACUGAGUGGGCCAACAUCAUGGACUCCUUGACAGCAGUGCUCGCAAGAACUGUUUAUGGAGUUGAGAUGACAAACCUACCUUUGGACAAAUUAAGUGAACAAAAGGAAAAGAAGCAGCGAGGCAAAGGUUGUGUUCUAGAUUCUCAGAAAGGAACCACUGUGGGGAGAUCCUUUUCUCUCAGCUGGCGGAGCCACCCAGAUGUGACUGAACCAAUGCGAUCUAGGAGUGCCACCACAUCUGGGGCACCAGGAGUUGAGAAGGCAAGAAAUAUUGUUCGCCAAAAAGCAACCGAAGUGGAAGAAUGUCAGCAAUCAGAAAAUGCACCUGCCAUGGAAUCUGGCUGCCUGGGGGCAGAGCAGCAUAUCAUUCGGAGCAGCAGCACACCUGACGUCACUGAGCCGCCCCGCCCAGAUUCCUCUCAGGGUCAAAAGGUAGAAAAUAUACAGACUUUGAGUUCUUCAGAGUCCAAGCCUAUUCAAGAAAAUAAAGGAUAUGUGAAGAAAGAACAUGAAGGAAUAACAAUCUUAAUCAGAAGAAGCAGCAGCCCUGCUGAAUUGGAUUUAAAAGAUGAUUUGCAGCAGACACAAGGAAAAUGUAAGGAAAGACAGAAGAGUGAAAGUGUCAGCAGUGACACAGCUCUGGGCUAUAACAACGAGGCAGAGCUGUCCAUGAGCCCAUGGCCAACCUGUGACGAAGACCCAGAACUGAGCACUCCCACAGAUGUUGUGACUGACUCUGAUGCCCGCCACUGGUUACAACUGAGUCCCACUGAUGCUUCAAACUUAACAGAUAGCAGUGAGUGCCUUGCAGAUGACUGCAGUAUAAUUGCUGGAGGGAACCUUACCGGUUGGCACCCAGACUCUGCCGCUGUGUUAUGGCGAAGAGUCCUGGGAAUCCUCGGGGAUGUGAAUAAUAUCCAGUCCCCCAAGAUUCAUGCCAAAGUUUUUGGCCAUCUCUAUGAACUCUGGUACAAGCUAGCAAAGAUACGGGAUAAUCUGGCAAUAAGCCUGGAUAACCAGUCUUCUCCGUCUCCACCGGUGCUGAUCCCACCACUCAGAAUGUUUGCAUCAUGGCUAUUUAAGGCGACAACAUUGCCAAACGAAUAUAAGGAAGGCAAACUGCAAGCCUACAGACUGAUCUGCGCCAUGAUGACCAGACGCCAGGACGUUCUGCCAAACAGGGACUUCCUAGUGCAUUUUUACCUUGUGAUGCACCUGGGAUUAACCAGUGAGGAUCAGGAUAUCUUAAAUACCAUUAUAAGGCACUGUCCACCGCGCUUCUUCUCCCUGGGUUUGCCUGGCUUCUCAAUGCUGGUGGGGGACUUCAUCACGGCUGCUGCCAGGGUCCUCAGUACAGACACGCCGGCGGCACCUCAUUCAGAAGCUCUCACCAUUCUUGGUUCUCUUGUCUGCUUUCCAAACACCUACCGGGAGAUCCCUUUGCUGCAGUCUGUGCCGGAAGUCAGUGAAGUCAUCACAGGAACCGAAGACGUCAAGCAUUACCUCAUAAAUAUUUUACUGAAGAAUGCCACAGAGGAACCAAAUGAAUGUGCAAGAUGCAUCGCCAUUUGCUCCCUCGGGGUCUGGAUAUGCGAAGAGCUUGCCCAGUGCACGAGCCAUCCUCAGCUGAAAGAGGCCAUCAAUGUGAUAGGCGUCACUUUGAAGUUUCCUAACAAAGUCGUGGCUCAGGUGGCCUGUGAUGUUCUUCAGUUGCUGGUUUCCUACUGGGAAAAGCUUCAGAUGUUUGAAACCUCUCUGCCUCGGAAAAUUUCAGAAAUCCUUGUGGCCACAAUUGCUUUUCUUUUACCAAGUGCAGAGUACUCCUCAGUGGAAACAGAUAAGAAGUUUAUUGUAUCCUUGCUACUCUGCCUCUUGGACUGGUGCAUGGCAUUGCCAGUGAACACCCUUCUCCACCCAGUGUCCACAGUAGCCCUGGAGGAGCAGCACUCGUGCAGAGCCCCUUUGCUGGAUUAUAUCUAUAGGGUUCUGCACUGCUGUGUGUGUGGCUCAAGCACAUAUACUCAACAGAGUCACUACACACUGACCCUGGCCGACCUGUCAUCCCCGGAUUACGACCCCUUCCUGCCACUGGCAAAUGUGAAGAAUUCGGAGCCAGUCCAAUAUCAUUCAUCAGCAGAUUUGGGCAACCUGCUCACAGUGGAAGAGGAGCGGAAGAGGAGGAGUUUGGAGCUGAUCCCUCUGACCGCCCGCAUGGUGAUGGCCCACCUGGUGAACCACCUGGGGCACUUCCCACUCCGUGGGGGUCCUGCCGUGCUGCACAGUCUGGUCAGUGAGAACCAUGACAAUGUACACACCGAAGCUCCCGAGCUGUCCUCUGAGGUGUUCCGGAGCCCAAACCUGCAGCUCUUUGUGCUGAAUGACAGCACCCUCAUCUCCUACCUUCAGACACCCGCAGAAGGGCCAGCAAGUGGCUCGCCGGGGGGCGCCUUGUCCGAUGUCAGAGUAAUUGUGCGGGAUAUCUCAGGGAAGUACUCUUGGGAUGGAAAGGUUUUAUAUGGACCUUUGGAAGGCUGCUUAGCACCCAGCAGCAGAAAUCCUGCAUUUCUGAUUUCCAGCUGGCAUCCUCAAGCUUUGGGAGCUCAGAAAGAUUUUUCUCAAACUGAGGAGGGAGAAGAUGUGCUUGACAAAUUACUUGAAAACAUUGGCCACACGAGUCCCGAAUGCCUUCUACCAUCACAGCUAAAUCUAAAUGAGCCUUCCCCACCCCCGCGAGGAAUGACCCGUGACCAAGAGAAGGAAAUCAUCGAGGUCAUUUUGCGCCAGAACGCCCAAGAAGACGACUAUAUCCAGAGGUGUAACUCUGACUCAGCCAUGAAAGUCACCAGCCAGGAGCAGCCCUCACCAGUGGAGCCACGAGGACCCUUUUAUUUCUGCAGGUUGUUGCUCGAUGACUUGGGGAUGAAUUCUUGGGACAGAAGAAAGAAUUUCCAUCUGUUGAAGAAAAAUUCAAAACUAUUGAGAGAGCUAAAAAAUCUGGACUCCCGUCAGUGCCGUGAAACACACAAAAUUGCAGUGUUUUACAUUGCUGAAGGUCAAGAAGACAAGUGUUCUAUCCUCUCCAACGUAAGAGGAAGCCAAGCAUAUGAAGACUUUGUUGCUGGACUUGGAUGGGAGGUGGAUCUUUCAACCCACUGUGGGUUCAUGGGUGGACUUCAGCGCAACGGCAGCACGGGGCAGACUGCCCCUUACUAUGCUACCUCGACUGUGGAAGUGAUUUUCCACGUUUCAACUCGGAUGCCAUCAGACUCAGAUGAUUCACUCACCAAAAAGCUUCGUCACUUGGGGAAUGACGAGGUCCACAUCGUCUGGUCUGAACACUCCAGGGACUACCGCAGGGGCAUUAUCCCGACUGCCUUUGGAGACGUUUCAAUCAUUAUUUACCCAGUGAAGAAUCACAUGUUCUUUAUCGCGAUCACGAAGAAACCCGAGGUUCCAUUUUUUGGGCCUCUGUUUGAUGGAGCCAUAGUGAGUGGAAAGCUAUUGCCAAGCCUUAUAUGUGCCACAUGCAUCAAUGCCAGCAGGGCUGUGAAGUGCCUCAUCCCACUCUAUCAGAGCUUCUACGAAGAGAGAGCUCUGUACCUCGAAGCAAUAAUUCAGAACCACCGAGAAGUAAUGACGUUUGAGGAUUUCGCGGCCCAAGUCUUUUCUCCCUCGCCCAGCCCCUCCCUCGGCGGAACGGAUUAAAAUACGUAAAGGUCUCAUUGCCACGUUUGAGCAAGGGCCCUGGCCACCAGCCCUAGUGCCUACCUCGCGGCGCCUUUUGGCAAGGAGGAGAUGAAUGAGACUUCCCUCUUUCCCGACCCCAGAACCCCAAACCCAGAGACUCCAGGAAACAUCACUGCUCUGCUAAUGCCCUCCACACAUCUUCCCAUUGACGGACUUCCGAAGUUGAAGGUGAACCCCCCAAGAUGUUGAGGGUUGGAUUUUCUCACUCGGCUGUGUCAUCUUGCUCUAGGACCUCACGAAACUUGGGCUUCAAACAAGAAAAAGGGAAAGUCACCAACAACCAGAGACAAACCCAUGCUUGUGGGCAUCGGUGUGGCUGCACCAGGGCAGGGACAGCAGGAGAAGAUGCUGGGCAUUCGGGGAAGGGGUGGGGGGUAGCUGGUUUCUGUACUCCGAGUUGUUUCCUCUCAUUUAUAAACCCAAGCAUGAUUCACAGAAGGGCCAGCAAAAUAGCUGUCAAACAGGAAUUUUUUCCACAUUGAUUUCACUAGUGCUGAUGUUAGGAUUUAUGGUUUACUCAAAAAUUUCAUCAUCAUGGAAAUUGGCUUUCCCUAGGGUCUUUUGCCCAGGAGAAAUUUUAUAUGAGUCGCUGAGUGUUUUCCACCUGGUGCCUAAUGCCCACUAACUGGGGAGAGGUUUUCCCAAGCAUCCUCCUGGAGGUCCUCAGAUGACUCUAGAAACAGGGUCCUAUCCCUGUGAAAGCUCCUUAAGGUCAGGAAGCUUAGUGGGCCCAGCUCAGGAUAGCACUAGGUUGACGCACAGGGAAUGCACCCGUGCGGGCACUCGACUGAGACGGGCACCCCCUACGAUGUCCCUCUGCCUCCAGAAGCUUCGCCCUGCAGUUGUGCUCUCCUGCCCGCUGCUGAGAGAGAGCCAUGGCACAAUGGGUGCUUUCUACACAUUUGGCUCCAAGGAAGGCAUGUUGAGCCUGUUUAAGAAAAAAAAAAAAAAAAGAAAGAAAAACCUAACCUUCUAUCUGCACUCUCCCAGCAUCCUUGCUGGGGGUUUGAGGGUGUCAGUGACAGAAAAAUCAGUCAGUUCAGAAGACCUCUUCAGCCCUCUGCCUCUUGCCUAGGCCUGCAGCCUGCUCCAGAGUAAGCCUGGGACUCAGAACUGGGGGCAGCAGCCACUGAGGCCCAGAGAAGGAUCAGCCAUGCGAGGGUGCUUCCCCACCUCCCUUGACUCUCUACUUCUCUGCUCUUGUGCCCACUUUGUUACCCUCAGUGGCUGUGGUCACCUUCCUGGGGAGUCCUCUGAGCCCCCUCACUCCAUCAGAGUGGCUGUUUUCACUGACCAGUCAGUUCUGUCCGUCAGCCAUCGGCUUGGUUUGGCUAGUACCCAACCGUUGCAGGAGAAACAAGCAGGUCCCAGGAACUAGACUUGCUUCUGGGACAAUGGGGAAAGAUUGAGAAGUUCCUACUCAAAGGAUAGACCUUCUAAUUCUAGAGAGAAUUUGUUUUUCAGCUUUGUAGAAAGCCUCACGUAGAGCAUGAGGUCCAGGCCCACAGACAGAAGCAGCUUGGAUAUCACCCGAACCUGAGAGAAACAGAAGUAAGCCUCAGUCACUUUGGGCUGUUCUGUAAACCCGUCCAGUUGGUUCACUCACUGGGGGCUUAAUGGCACUGUUAAGGGUGACUGGAAGUCCUGCCAUUUUCUGUUGUGUGGGCAAAUGCCACGAUUCUUAUCUUUCCCACUCCUGCCCCAACACCCCCCCCCCACCUGUGUAAUAAUUUGGGCUUUCUGGGAUGUCCCCAGUGGCUCAGACUCAAGAUUUGUUGAGUCUGCUUUGUUGCAUAUUUACCGAGUGCCCAGACCUACUUCCUGCAGGGAAGGGCAUCACAUGUUCCUGGGCUCCAGAGUCCCAGUUAGGCUCUGAUGGCAAGUAGUUUCUGGGAGAACAUGUCAUUUCCAGGCUCUAGAAACCCCUGUGGCAGAAUUCUCAGAUUUAGUUGAAGUGUCAGGACUUGGAAGUCACAUUGAACUCCUGUGGACUUCUGCUCCAGGAUUCCAUCUUACCUCCCGGAAUAAGUCCUCCUAACCUGCAAAUUGGGAAAUUCAGUUGUAGGCAGCAAAUAACUAGACUUCUUGUAAGCCCUACUGAUUUUAACAUCCCCGUGACCCCAGACUCCAACCAGCCACUUGGGGACUGGAGCUUCAUCUGAACCCACUGUUGUCAGCAGCAGCCUUGGUCUGGAAGAGGGGACCAGGGAAUCUAGCAACCACGUUUGCUUACAAUCACGUGGACUUGAAUUGCUUUUGUUAUUUGGGGUGGAAAAUUGGAAUGAUCAAGUUCCUUUUUUUUUUUUUCACUUAGAAAAGCAAAUAUUGUGCUUUUGUAAUAAAUGCCUUUCAGCAAAAUUGUGGAGGGUCACUCAUCCAGCGGGGACCCACCUGAGUCACAACGCUGACUCUUCACAUUAGCAGGUCAGCCAUCUGUAUGUGAAACUGGCCCUAAUCAGCCCAAAAUGGAUAAGAUUUGCUGGCUUCCAGGCAGGGCCAGGCCAGUCCCCUCACUUCUCUGCACACUGAUUUCUGUCCAAAGCAAAGUUGAUGUUCCACAGUCUCACUAAGGUUUUUGUACUUUAAAAAAACAAAAUGAUGACUUUUUAAAAAUAGUUAAAUCUUAAGUAGACCAUAGUGAGGAAGUCUAGCUUGGGUGACUGUCACAGGGUCUCCAUGCAGUGAAGCCUGCAGCUGCUAAGAGCCACAGGGAGGGACGGGACUUAAGCCUUGACUUCAUAAGAGGGGCUGACUGAUCAGACCCUCAGCCUUACAAACAAGAGAUCAUGCGGAUCCGUAGACAAUGCAAAUCACGUCUUCCUGACCUUCCUCCCGGUGUGGCCACCUGCGCUUCACUUCCUGUUACAUUUGUGUCAUCUGGGGGUUUGAGGGAUCUUUUAAAACGUACUGUGAUGUCUUACAUGUAAGUGCGUUACGUCUAGAUCUACUGAAGGAGAAUGUCCACAUCAGGAGGGAAGUUCACCAUGAAACAACCAUCGUUCUAGUUGUGCUCAGUAUCUAUGUAUGACAUACACAUGAAGUGAAUGUUUUCUUAUGGUUUCAGGUCUACAACAUUUAGUACAUGUAAAUAAGAAAAAAAUUGAUAAAUAUAGUAAAUUAAGUUAUAAUAUGUCAUUUGAUUUUAAUUUUGCUAUCUCAUAUUUAAUUUGCCCAAUGCCCCACAUCUGAGUUUAUGCCUAGGUGGUAUAGACCCCUACGUACAACCCACCUUUGCAGACGCGUGUGUGCUACACCCAGAAAAGCACACAACUCCACUGAUGACCACCACUCGACUCUCCAGUUUACCCUCUUUUUGUCUUUAAUUCUGAUUUACUGUGAUGAUUUAAUAAAGUAGAAACACAA
Molecule: messenger RNA, 9167 nt
Organism: Neofelis nebulosa (Clouded leopard)
Lineage: Eukaryota; Metazoa; Chordata; Mammalia; Carnivora; Felidae
Gene: RALGAPA2
Product: Ral GTPase activating protein catalytic subunit alpha 2
Exons: 40
Coding region: 147-5762 (1871 amino acids)
Biological process (GO): regulation of small GTPase mediated signal transduction; positive regulation of GTPase activity
Cellular component (GO): nucleus; cytoplasm
Molecular function (GO): GTPase activator activity
Source: RefSeq, a predicted model, not a curated record